GGUGGGGGUCACGUGGGUGGAGUCACGUGCGCGGAAGGCGGAAGCGGAAGACGUCAGGGCGCCGCGUGGACCCAGCUCCUGAACUCUCCCCCCUCGCUACUCCCCUCAAACUCUCCCCCCUCAAACUCUCUCCCCGCGCUCUCUCCACUCUCUUCCCUUCGACGUGAACUCUUGGCUCGCUCCCGCCGUCCCCACAGGCUCCGCUCUCUCGCCUCUGUCUCCUCGCUCUCUUCUCCGCCUUCCCGGUCGGGCUCCUCGCUUCGCCUGCACGAGGGAGACGCAAAGCGGCAAAGGAGGUGUAGUAGCCAGUGGUGAGCUUCAUGCGGCCAUGACCAAGAAGACGAGGAAAAACAAGGGCAGUGUGGACCCUGCCAAGGCCGCGGAGGAUGGCAAAGCCGGCGCUGCGUGCUCGCACGUAAACAAGGCGCUGGAGCAGACGGCCGUGAGGAAGUCUCUGGACAAAGGGGGGGCACUGGGGGUUUGUGCCGUGUGCCCCCCGGCGCCUGCCGGUAGCAGCGAGGACCCCCAGGAUGGCGACGAAGACUCUCCCCUGACGCCCGUGUGGCUGUGUCUCAAGUGCGGACACCAGGGCUGUGGUCGCUACUCAGAGGGGCAGCACGCCCUGGCCCACUACUGCACUCCCCACUCGGACCAGCACUGCCUGGCACUCAACUUGCACACGUGGAGCGUUUGGUGCUAUGCCUGCGACGACGAGGUGGAGAUUGCCAAGCGCCGAGUGCUCGCGCAGACGGUGGCGAUGAUCCGCAAGCUCGCCGCCCCGGUCUCCCAGGCCAAAGUGGACCCUCUCCGUCCAGGAUCGGCGGCGGUGGCCGAGGUGGGGGGGCAGGAGGGGGCGGGCAGCCCCUCCCCUCCCCUGACCCCGCGGGGCCCUGGGGCUCGGCCCCUCCCGUGCGCUGUGCGGGGACUUAGCAACCUGGGCAACACGUGCUUCUUCAACGCCGUGACGCAGAACCUGGCUCAGACUCCCCUGCUGGCCACGGCGCUGAGAGACACGGCGAGCGGAGCUCUCCUCACCGUGCAGCCCCCCUCGCUCGGAGCUCUGUCUCUCACGCUGGGCCCUGCUGGGCCGCUCUCCUCCAGCCUGCUCCACGUCCUCAGCGCCAUGCGUGGCGUGGGGAGCGGAGCCCUCAAUCCCAGCGGCCUCUUCGGUGAGCUGUGCCGCAGGUGCCCGCGCUUCAAGGGCUUCCAGCAGCAGGACAGCCAGGAGCUGCUGCGCUGCCUGCUGGACGGAGUCAAGGCCGAGGAUGUCACGAGGAUUAAGACCGCGAUCCUGGAGGCGCUGGACAAGCCGAACUCCAAAACCGCAGACGAGGCUACGCGGAGAUCCGUCAAAGGCUACGGGCUGCACGCCCUGCGGUUGAACGCCGUCGACCGCGUGUUCGGUGGGGAGCUCAUCAACAUCAUCACGUGCCACAAGUGCGGGACGAUUGUACGGGUCGCGGAGCCCUUCCUGGACCUCUCCCUGCCCGUCAUCGACAACACGGCGAGCCGGCCGACCAGCAGGAAGGCCCGGGCCGUGGAGGCGGAGGUGGAGGAGAGGGGAGGGCGUGAAAGGGAGGAGGACGAGGUCACGGGGUCACGGAGGAGGGGACCCUCCCCCACUCUUCCCCCGGCCCCCCAGAGCAAGUUCCAAGAGAAGAAGGCGAAGAAACAGGCGCGGCAGCAAGCCAAGUCGAUGCGGCGCCAGCAGAAGCACCAGCGGAAGCUGUUCCCCAUGGGAGCCGAGACUCCGAGUGGGGAUCCUGACCCCUCGACCACCGACGCGACCGUCGCCAGCAACAUCACGCAAGAGGACGAAAAUGAUGUUCGUGUAGACAACGAGGGUGCUGCUGCUGAUGCUGCUGCUACUGCUGACGAUCAUGAUGAUGAUGAUGAUGCUGCUGCUGAUGAUGGCGAUCAUGAUGAUGAUGAUGCUGCUGAUGAUGAUGCUGCUGCUGCUGAUGAAGAUGCCGCUGUUGUGGAAGCGCCGCACCUCGCGGACUCGCAACGGACUCGCCGCACGGUCGACUCGGGGCGUCCCGGGCACGAGCCGCCUGGGGUCACGACCCGAUCUUCCGUGAGCGCAGUCACGGGGCAACUCGGCAACCUGCAGCUCCACGACGAGCACGGGGGGCAGGCGGGCGAGGCGCGGGAGGAGGACGGCGACGAUGGGUACGGAGAAAAGGUGAAGAGGGAGGUGACGGGGAGGCUACGAGGAGCGGGAGAUGACGUCGGUGGGAGUGAUUGUGGACCGGCAGCGUCGCCGGAAGAUGUAAAGAUCAGCGUGGAUGAGGUAACCAAGGUGGAUGAGGAGGAGGAAGAGGAGGAUGAGGAGGAGGAUGAGGAGGAGCAGGUGAAGAGCUCGUCGAGGGACACGAGGCUGCGGAGACGCAAGGACGAGGCGCUCUCGUUUGGCAGCGACGAGGAAACGCGCAUCGAGGCGGUGGCGCCAGGCGGCCCGGUGCAGACGCUGGCGGAGCCUCCCCUCGUCCCGCCCGACCCCGGCUCGCUCCUCGGCUGCCUGCUGCGAUUCACAGCCCCGGAGCAACUGACUGGGAGCAACAAGCUCCUGUGUGAGCACUGCUCACUGAGAGAAGGCAGGAAGGUGAGGGUGUACACAGAGGGGACCAAGCGGAUCCUGGUCUCGUCACUGCCUCCCGUGCUCACCCUGCACCUCAAGCGCUUCCAGCAGGCUGGAUUCGGGCUACAGAAGGUGAACAGACGCGUGGAGUUCCCAGACACGCUGAAUGUGGCACCUUUCUGCAUCGACACCUGCCAGGCUGCGUGUGGGCGAGCAGGCCCGCGGGGGAGGGACGAGGAGUACUCGCUCUACGGGGUGGUGGAGCACAGCGGCACGAUGCGCGGAGGCCACUACACGGCCUACGUCAAGACGCGGCCCGAGCGGCCGGAGCGGCCGGAGCGGCCCGAGCAGCCUGGGGAGAGCGACGGCUCCGGCCGGCAGCAGGAGGGGGCGUGGUUCUACGUGAGCGACUCCCACGUGCGCACCGCCUCCCUGGACCAGGUGCUGGCGUGCCAGGCCUACCUGCUCUUCUACGAGCGGGCGAGCGUGUGAGCCCCAGAGGCUCGGCAAGCCGCACGUGCACAGCACGCCCGACUCCGUCCGUCCGUCCGUGCAUUUUUACCGAAUGCGGGUCUGUUCAUCCGUUGGUCCGUGCUUUGUAAUUCUGUCCCGACAGUCCAUCUCUCUGUCAGUCUGUCCAUCCAUUUACCGGACAGUCUGUCCUUAAGUCAGCGCUGUCCAUGCAUCCGUACAUCCGUCUGUGUUAUGGUUCCGCGCCUCUCAGUCACUCCGUUGAUUCAUCUGCCGGUGUCUUCAUCCGCCCGUCUUGUAUGCACGGCCGUCUGUCGGGCCAGUGGUGACCGGCGUUCGCCAACUCGCCCUCUCGUCUACCAGUUAAGUUCACUCGCUUAACUCGCCCACGGACAGAAAACCAAAUGACGUUUGACCCAUUGACCCAUGUGAAACGAACGUGACUGUGUACGGGGGUCACGACCCUGUCCCCUGGCAGGUCAGAGUCACUCAUUCGCACCCGUCCUGCAACAGUGACGAUUAUGAACGGUGACCACGGCCGAUAGUGAUGGGCCAUAAAACGGGGCAAGGCCCACAUCGCGAGUAUAUGAUGUAUUUGUACGUCUUUUUAAACCGAGUUUUACGAGUUAUUAUGAUCCUGGGCAUCUCUCGCAAUCACUGGAUGGAUUCAAACAAAAUAAAGAUAAUUUUGAUGAUCGUGCCCCCC
Messenger RNA from Petromyzon marinus (sea lamprey), 3758 nucleotides. RefSeq names its product ubiquitin carboxyl-terminal hydrolase 16-like. The record is from RefSeq and is a predicted model, not a curated record. Gene Ontology annotation, molecular function: zinc ion binding; cysteine-type deubiquitinase activity. Gene Ontology annotation, biological process: protein deubiquitination. Lineage: Eukaryota; Metazoa; Chordata; Hyperoartia; Petromyzontiformes; Petromyzontidae.